GUUUUAUCUGGAGUAUUGAGUUUCGUAGCUAUCUUUACAGCUAUGGAGAUACCAGCUGUUGUCAAACAUACAUGGCUCACGCUACAGCAAGCCACAGUCCAGGGUCUAGAGUAGCUGAGAGAGAGACACCAAAACAUGAGCAGGUGAUAGACUCAUGAUACACCGUGGGCAUCCUCUCCCUCUCUAACAACAGAACCCAUUACUGACAACAGAACCCAUUACUGCGGCUCAACAAGGACCUAUGUCCUCAAGUCUUCAAGACACUUAAAAACAGGCGGGGAUAAAACAAGCUUCAAGAUUCAAGACCCACCUUCAACUGUCACCGUUUUGACCCACCUUUGAACGCUGGGAACGGAGGUUUCCGGCGCUAGAGGAGUGCAAACUCCAUGGACCGUGCAGCAGAAGAAUUCUGUCCGCCUUCCGUUUCGGGCCCCAAUGAUUGAAACUUUUUGGUUUCUGCCCCCCCAGAGCCAACCAAGUCCAUCCCAGAGCCUUUGCGACGAGAUUUCUUUUCUUUACCUGCAGCAUCACCACACACCAUGAAGUUGACAAACCCGGGAGCGGUUCCUGUCUACACCGUCGCAGGCCCCUCGACAGCUCGGCCGCUGCCAGACUGGCUUGCGCGCCGCAGGAAGAGAUCCUCCAAAUAUGACCCCGAAAACCUCAAUAAUUUCGAGCUGCUUCAGGAAUUCGAGUUCGAGGAGGCAAGCAACUGCGUACGGGUCAGCGAGGAUGGCAACUGGAUCAUGAGCUCGGGCACGUACAAGCCCCAGUUCCACGUUCACUCGACCGCCGAGUUGUCUCUUUCCUUUGCGCGCCACACCAAAUCCGAAAAUACGACGUUCAUGCUUCUCAGCUCCGAUUAUACGAAGAGUGUUCACCUGCAGAACGAUCGAUCACUCGAGUUCCACACACCUAUGGGCUGCCACUACGAUGUUCGCCUUCCAAGAUUCGGUAGAGAUCUGGCCUAUCUCAGACAGAGCACUGAGGUGCUGGUACCAGCUGUUGGUGUGAGCUCUGAUGGUUCGGGGUUCGGCGAGGUCUUCCGGUUAGAUCUCGAGCGUGGCCAGUUCCUGCGCCCAUGGCAGGUUGAUGUAGGAGAGGAUGAUGCGGGUGUUGGUUUGCAGGGUGGAAUCCAUGCUGGUGCGGUCAAUGUGGCGGCGGUAGCGGAAAGGACACACGGCCUCUGUGCUUUCGGUACUACAAUUGGAACCGUUGAGUUUUUCGAUCCACGCAGCAAGGGGCGCGUGGCUGUUUUGGGGAACCAAGACGGCGAGGUCACGGCACUCGAUUACAGCAACGAUGGGCUUUCGCUGGCUUUGGGAACGAGCACGGGCCAGAUCAGAGUGUUUGACCUCAGAAACCCGCGUCCAUUAAUGAAGAAGGAUCAGGGCAUGGGUCUUCCGAUCAAGAAGCUGAUUCACAUGAGGACACCCACAGAGGAGCGCAAGCUUCUCUCGGCCGACAAGAGAAUUAUCAAAAUCUGGGAUGAACACAGCGGCGAUCUCUGGACCUCGAUUGAGCCAAUGGUUGACCUCAAUGAUGUAGUCCAUGUGCCAGAUUCCGGUAUGCUCUUGACGGCUAAUGAGGGCAAGCACAUGCACAGCUUUUUUAUUCCAAAUCUCGGCCUCGCACCCAAGUGGUGCACGUUCCUCGACAACCUCGUCCACGAAAUGGAGAACGAGACCCAGACGGAGACCUACGACAACUACAAGUUCCUCACCCUGCCAGAACUCAGAGAGCUCAGCCUCGACCAUCUUAUCGGCAAAACCAACCUUCUCCGGCCAUACAUGCACGGUUACUUUGCACAUGCGAAGCUCUACGACCAAGCCCGUCUUAUUGCCAACCCGUACAUCUGGGAAGAGGAGCGUGCCAAGAGGGUCAAGGAGAAGCUCGAGAAGGAGCGCAGCAGCAGAAUCAGAGGCACCAAGAAGGUCAAGGUCAACCAGAAACUUGCCGACAAGGUGCUCCAGAGACAGGAAAACAGAGGCAAGGUGGACCCCGAAGCUGGGAUCCUGGGUGACGAACGUUUCGCGAAGCUGUUUGAGGAUGAGGAGUUCAAGGUUGAUGAGCUCAGUAGGGAGUUCAGGUCUCUUAACCCCAGCACUGUUGUUGGUGGCAAGCCUGGUCAACAACAAGAUGUUGACAUGGCGGAUGCCAACUCGACGGACUUCAGUGGUAGCGAAUCUGAGGAGGAGGAGGAAAAGCCCAAGAAGAAGAGCAAGGACGAGGUGGUUAUGCAGGUUUCUUCGUCGACUGCUCCUCGCGGUGGGAAGAUUAGGGAUCUUGCGUUUGGGGAUAGGACGCAGAAGGAUACCAGGGAGUCGAGGUUGGCUGGGAAGAAGGAGAUUGUGGGUGAGCAGGCGAUCACGUUUGUGCCGGAGUCCAAGAAAAAGAAGCAGGAGCCGCCGCCGCCGAGGCCGGAGGGGAAGAGGAGGGAUGAUGGGAGGAGGAGUGCGAGCAGUAAUGUGUUCCGGAAAAUGUAGAUGGUCAGAUACCCUGAGGUUUUAUAACUGUUGUUCAUUAUACAAGUGAUAUUGGUACAUGUCAUCUGUCUGUUGUUUGCAUCGAGUGAGAGCCUCAUGAUGCAAAAUUGUAUCGAAAUCCGUUCCUUGUCCAGCCAUAACCCUUCCCCAAAUCAUCGUCUACCCGCCUCAUAAUUCCAGCUACCCCUUCUCUCACACAUCGCCUCAUCCCUCCCUACGCCUGACCUCUACUUCCGGCUAAAGUUUGACUUUUUAUUCUUCUUCUUCCCCUCGAGCCCCUUUUCCAAAUCUUCCAGGCGUUCAGGCGUAAGUCUAGGGGUAGGCGGGACGUCAUCGAGCUUUACCCUUCCGUUCCUGCUCCCGCCGCCUUCUUUGACGCUGCGAGGGAACUCGGAGCGGCGUGGGGUGAGGGCGGUGACGACCUUUCUUGCGGAACGGCGAAUCGUUUCCUUGACGGUCCACUCGCGCUUUUUGGCGACGUAGAAGAGGACUGAGGAGGCGACUGCGGGAGAUGUUAGUGAUGAUCAGAAAAGGGGGGGUUGGGGUGAGGAAAGGGGAAACAUGCUCCCUGCUAAAGCAACCACGACGACGACAACGAUGAUGGCUACGAGGGCACCCCGGGAGAUGGUGAUGCCGCCUGAGGAGGUGCCGCUCGCACCGGCGAGGGAGCCAUCGUCUGGGGUGCCGUGGCCAGCGACGUCGUCUUCGGUUGGGGUUAGGGGGAAGGGGGAGUUGUCUGUUUGAGGGUGGGGUGCCAUAUUUGCUGUUGUGCUUUUGCUCCGCUAUUGUUCGUGUCUUCUCAAAAGAACUACCUAGGUUUCGGAAGGGAAGUGUGAAAUGCGCGACCAGCAGCGCGAGAGUUGGAUAGAUGAGGUUAUUCACAGAACUGGAUAGAUUGGAAAAGAAAAGGCAGCAGCCGGGAUUGUACAAACACCAAAAUAUGAGAAGGGGAAGAAAAGAAAAAAAGGCGGAAGCGCCGCAAGUGUGCGGCU
Molecule: messenger RNA, 3478 nt
Organism: Podospora pseudopauciseta
Lineage: Eukaryota; Fungi; Ascomycota; Sordariomycetes; Sordariales; Podosporaceae
Gene: ENP2
Product: Small ribosomal subunit biogenesis
Exons: 2
Coding region: 540-2486 (648 amino acids)
Biological process (GO): maturation of SSU-rRNA from tricistronic rRNA transcript (SSU-rRNA, 5.8S rRNA, LSU-rRNA)
Cellular component (GO): 90S preribosome; nucleus; nucleolus
Molecular function (GO): protein binding
Source: RefSeq, a predicted model, not a curated record